Botrytis deweyae is the source of this 922-nucleotide messenger RNA. RefSeq lists its product as uncharacterized. The transcript is spliced from 2 exons. The record is from RefSeq and is a predicted model, not a curated record. Bases 179 to 403 code for a protein of 74 amino acids. NCBI's taxonomy places the organism in Eukaryota, Fungi, Ascomycota, Leotiomycetes, Helotiales, Sclerotiniaceae.
UGACUGAUUGAGAUGGGGAGAAACAUUAAUCAACUUUUCUCUCCUCUUGUCAUCCUAUUGCGGCACCAAUAUUAAGAGACUGUUCGAAUUGAGAAUUCUGGUUACUGAGACGAAGCUCAGAGAGGAUCAGAGUUUCGUCCAUUUGUUAAAGUUUUCCGCAUGCAUAUUUGUAUAUGCAAUGUUUAGGAGGUCUCGAACGUGUAUUCGCGAAUCACCGACGUAUCAAACCACCUACAAACACCCAAAGUGUUCGACUGCAUACCUAAUCAGCCUACCGGUUCUGGAGAGUCGAUUUGAUUGGUCUAUUGUAAAAUCUGUAGAAGUAAUGGUUGAUCUUUUAGAUUUUGCCUCAUCAGUGUUGUGGUUCUGUGAUCGUUUAUUCGAUGGACGGAAAAAGUCAUAACCUCAGUAUUGAUACAACAAUACAACGAAAAUGCGACAUGAUGGUGUUUUGCCCCCAGGACACAGCAGUUCUCGACUCGUCUGUCCCAGGGAUUGAAAAGUCCUUGACUCAUAAGAUCGGUGAACAGAUAACAUUCUUGGUCUCGUGCGUACCUCGCGUUAAUAAGUACCUAGUAGUGGCAACACGAUACAUGUGAGAAAUGGUUCGAGACCGGGUAAAUGUAAACGUACUCAUGUACUCGCGAUGCAUUAAGCUCUUUGCAUCCAUGGAAGAAGAUGAUCCGAUGUUUUCUGAGCUAAGAUGGAGCGGAGCCAAUUGGCCAAGCGGUUGGUAAAUCUUACCUUGGGAAAACCCCGCAUUGAGGCUUACUCCAUGGGGUUGAGUAGAUUAGCAGGCGUCUAUGGUUCGGAAGGAGUAGCGUCAGCAUACGGACUGGAUUAUAUCCUCGGAUGUGCAGAUGCGGAUUCGACGUGGUUUUUCUUCCUCUGGUUGGGGAUUCGGGGUGAUGGAUGGGGAUAG